GCGCUCCGAGUCAAACAAGAGUUCUGCCUUAAGAUGGCGGCGGGGGCUUCAGAUCUGUUGGACGAUGUGUUCUUCUCAGACGUGGACGAGAAAGUGGUGAGCGACUUAGUGGGGUCCCUGGAGUCCCAGUUGGCGGCUACGGGCCACAACGCGGCGGAACAGGCCGGAAUAAGGGCGCAGGUGGUGAAUAAUCACGUGGAAAACACACCCGGGAUGGUGAGCAAUAAUGUUGAGCUGCAAACAGCAGAGAACAAAAUGGGACUGGCAGGAGCAGAGCUUUCCACCGCAGCCAAAAUCAAAGUGGAGGAGAGCUCCGAAGGGAAAAACGUACAGAUUAAUUCUCAGAAUGCAUUCGGCGGCGGGGUUUUGCCCUGCACGACGGCGGGGAGUGGGGCACAGCAAAGUGCUGUUAUCAAUAAUGCAAGGUCCCAGGCUCCAGGAGUGGAACAAGAGCAGAGUACAGCGGCGGCAACAGUGACAGGAUCAUCAGCAGAAACAUCAGCUUCAGGCAACAUCGGUCAAGGGAAAUCCGUAGUAAUAAGUGCAGUGGCAACCCCAGUGUCCAACCAUGUGAAAACUGUCACCUCCAAUGUACAAACUCUUAAUGGGAAUAAUGGAAUGGUGAUAAACUCUCACAAUGCAGGAAAUGCCACCACUUUCACUUAUUCAGCGGCAGCAACUACCUUACCAGCCGUCACGAUGGUCAAUAAUGGACCUGGAUCUGUUGUUAAAAACACGAUUAAUACAGGGUCGCCAGCGGCAUCCAUGCCGGCCUCUAGUUCUGCUUACACUGUUAUCCAGACGUCUUUUGUCAGUACGCAGAAUGUUCCUUCAACUGUCGUUUCCUCACAGGCAGCAGGACCCACGGUGACAUUGGUGAGACCGCCACCUCACAGUGGCCCAGCUCUGUCAGUUGCAUCGACACCGAACGGUAGCAGUACUAUUUUGAACUCAACGGUUAGUGUAACUAACUUGCCGGCUCCUGCUGCUACUGGGGCUCCCCAUCAGACUUCACUUCUGACUUUAAAUAGUCAACCUUCUAGUUUGUCAAGCAACGUUUCUUUGACUGCUGGUGGACAGGUUAUCAAAUCCGAUUUACAGCCCAAAACUAUUAUACAGCCACCACAGCAGACUCUCACUUCGGGAAUAUUGACAUCAACAACUGGUAGUGCUGCGUCCAGUGUAAACAAUCAGUCAAAUACAAGUACUAUGGUAAUAGGUCAGACUAUACAAAGUGGGCUUCAGAAUGUGGCAUCCAAUCCUGGUGGAAUUUCCACUCAGUCAGCUGGAAUGGGCAAAGGAACCAUUAAUACAGUUGCCCAAACUCUAACAAGGACAGCAGCAGUGAGCACUGGCCCAAGGACAACUAUAACACCACAAGUUAUAGCUCCCCGGCUCCCUCAGCCCCCACAGCAUCAGCCAAACAUUCAAAAUAUUCAAAUUCCCCCAGGAAUGGUCCUUGUGCGUAGCGAGAGCGGGCAGUUGAUGCUGAUUCCUCAGCAAGCUCUGCAGCAGAUGCAGUCACAAGCUCAGUCUCAAGGGGCACUCACUUCCCGAUCUGCCACACCUACUAGUGCUCCUCCAGUUCAGAUUUCAACUGUACAGGCACCAGGAACACAAAUAAUUGCACGGCAAGUAACACCUACAAUCAUCAAACCAGUUUCUCAGACACAGACAGCAGUACAAGUGACAACAGCACUUCAGCGACCUCCAACUGUACAGUCUCAGAUUGUAAUAAGUGGAGCAACAUCUGCAGCCUCUAUAGGGACAGCAACAACAGUCCAACCAGGAACACCACAGAGAACUGUGCAGACAUUGACAGCAGCCACAGGUGCUCCGACAUCACAGAUAUUGCAACCCACUGCUUCAGCGGAAACAAUGGAAAAUGUGAAGAAAUGCAAGAACUUUCUGUCUACAUUGAUCAAAUUAGCUUCAAGCGGGAAACAGUCAACUGAAACAGCUGCCAAUGUCAAAGAACUGGUGCAAAAUUUAUUGGAUGGGAAAAUUGAUGCAGAAGACUUUACUAGUCGGUUAUAUAGAGAGCUCAAUUCAUCACCUCAACCAUAUCUUGUGCCUUUCCUGAAGCGGAGUUUGCCAGCCUUGCGCCAACUCACUCAAGACUCGCAGGCUUUUAUUCAGCAAAGUCAACAACAGUCCUCAACUCAGACCACAACAGCAUUGACAGCAGUGGUACUAGGAAACACUGUUCAGCAGCGACCUGUAGUACGGACAACUACUUCUACAGCUACAGUAACUAGCACCCUCCAACAUCCGGUGUUAAGUCUAGCACAACCUGGACAGUCAGUGCAAGCUGGCAAGGUUUUCCAACAGCAGCAAGGAACACUGGCCAGACCACAGGUGACUCUGACACAAACACCCAUGGUUACACUUAGACAACCUCAGAAUCGCAUCAUGUUAACUGCACCUUCACAGGUGCAGUUGAAGCAACUUCAGACAGUUCCUGUUAUGAAACAGACAGUGGUGCCAGGAAGUAAAGCCGGUUUGACUUAUUCUGUCCAGACUUCAGUUGUACAAAAAAACAAGCUUAAAGAAGCAGCAGCAGCAGCGGCAGGUGGUUCUUUCAGGGAUGAUGAUGAUAUUAAUGAUGUGGCAUCCAUGGCUGGAGUUAAUCUCUCUGAAGAAAGUGCACGAAUUUUGGCAACAAAUUCAGAAUUGGUGGGCACUCUGACAAGAUCAUGUAAAGAUGAAGCAUUCCUGUUUGCUGCUCCAUUGCACAGAAGAAUGUUAGAAAUAGGCAAGAAACAUGGAAUUACCGACGUUCAUCCUGAUGUAGUAAAUUUUGUGUCACAUGCCACCCAACAGAGAUUACAAACACUUGUAGAAAAGAUAUCGGAAGUUGCACAACAAAGAAACAUCACAUAUAAGGAGGAUGACAGGUACGAACAGUUAAGUGAUGUAAGGUCACAGCUCAAGUUCUUUGAACAACUGGAUCAAAUAGAAAAACAGAGAAAAGAUGAACAAGAAAGGGAAAUUCUAAUGCGAGCAGCAAAGUCUCGCUCCAGACAAGAGGACCCUGAACAACUUAGGCUAAAACAAAAGGCCAAAGAGAUGCAACAACAGGAACUGGCUCAAAUGAGACAGAGAGAAGCAAAUUUAACUGCUUUAGCUGCCAUUGGUCCCAGAAAGAAACGGAAGGUUGAUUCACCAGUACCGGGGAUUGGCGCUGGGGCAGAGGGACCUGGUACGGGCGGGACACCAGGUGGCUCUGGAGUUGGAACAACCAGACAGUUCACACGACAACGAAUAACAAGAGUCAACCUCAGGGACCUCAUCUUCUGCUUGGAGAAUGAGCGUGAGACAAGCCAUUCACUAAUGCUAUACCGUGCAUUCCUUAAAUAAACAUCCUUGGUUGAUUAGUUUUUUUGACCGAGACAACCUUCUGCCAUUUCUUUUUCUUUGCAUUUUUCUGGGAAAGGAGGGGAGGGGGGAAGAGGAAGAGUUGAAGACCAGCUGGAAUUCUGCAAGCAGGAGAAUGUUUGGAAGUUCAGCUUUACAUUAUCUCGUAUGUUUUUAAAGUUUUGAAUCUUAUUUAGAAGAAAAGAAUACAGUGAGACCUGUGGAUACUUUAUUUAUAAAAUAAAAAAAUCUUAUCACUUCUCGUCUCCUGACUGAGUGGCCUUCUUGCCAAACAAGCCAUAUUUAAAAACUGAUUCUGAUUUCACCAGUGUAUAAUUUGCCACCUUCUUGGCAGAUUCGUAGCAACUUGAAACAUUUAAGUAUUCUGUUUUCGAAUCAUUUGACUUAGAAGACUUUGAAUGAUAUCAGUCUGAAGCUAAUGACCUUGCAUUGUUUUACCUUCAAGGGCAUGGAGCAAAAAAUCAUUUUCAUAUUUUUCUGAUUUUCAUCAUUUGUUCCUUUUGCUGUAUUUUUUCCCCUCACAUUAGCCUUUGUAAAUGUAUGGUUUGUGAAGAGUUAGGAGCGUUUGUUCAGUGAUAACUCUACAGUUCUCACCAUGUGAUUUGCAUGUCAGAGGGUUUUCUUCAAAGCCUUCAAGAAGGAUUUUUUUGUGAAUGUUGUUGGGCAUUUGUAAAAAGAAAAAUGCUUUUUUUAUUUGACACAAUACAUGAUGCCGUAAAGGAUUUAAAAAAUAACUUUUCUGCAUAAAUAUACACUUGCACUGUGUUGGCUAUCUAGCUAAUGUAAAACUUUAGUUUAAAGAAAUUUAAGAAAUGGUGAAUUGUGAAAAGGAUUGUUACCUGGUAUGAAUCACGUGUAGAAAACAAUUUGCUGGUGUCUAUCAGUGAGCUAAUAAUUUGUACAUAAUUUUGGCACAUAACAAAUUGCUAUGUAAACCGUAAUUAUUUUGGUAAAAAGACUGUAUGCAAGCAAUGGGCCUACUUAAUGGUAACCAGAGCAAUGUCCCUUCUUUGUAUCUAUUUUUUUAUAAAAAAAAUACUAAAUUUUUCUUUAUAUUUUCAGAGGUUAUUGUAUUAAAUGAUUGUCUAUCAAUAGGACAUUAUGAUUGUAAAUACUUUUGCUUUCUUUGUGUGUAAUUUUAUGUUGUUAAAAGAAACAUUUAAGAUGCUAUUAAGCUGAUGAGUUGUGUGUGUAAACUGAAAACUAAUCAGUAUUUUUACCAAUGCCUGAAAACUGUUACGCCCUUGGUCUUUUACAAAUCCCGUCUUUCCAUUUUUCAUGUAAAUUUUGCACAGUUACUUGUUAAUAUGUAAAUAUUUUACUUUCAAAAAAAGGAAGUUUUUAAUUACUAUUGUUUUAUAUAGGAUUGAAAGAGAAUUAACUCCUUUAUUAAAACAAUGAAUUUAUCUGU
Pristis pectinata (smalltooth sawfish) is the source of this 4789-nucleotide messenger RNA. It is a transcript of the gene taf4, whose product is annotated as TAF4A RNA polymerase II, TATA box binding protein (TBP)-associated factor. Gene Ontology annotation, biological process: transcription initiation at RNA polymerase II promoter; DNA-templated transcription. Gene Ontology annotation, molecular function: DNA binding; RNA polymerase II general transcription initiation factor activity; protein heterodimerization activity. Lineage: Eukaryota; Metazoa; Chordata; Chondrichthyes; Rhinopristiformes; Pristidae. The coding region runs from base 34 to 3360 and encodes 1108 amino acids. The record is from RefSeq and is a predicted model, not a curated record. Gene Ontology annotation, cellular component: transcription factor TFIID complex. The transcript is spliced from 15 exons.